This is a messenger RNA of Selaginella moellendorffii, 2107 nucleotides long. RefSeq names its product kinesin-like protein KIF16B. Lineage: Eukaryota; Viridiplantae; Streptophyta; Lycopodiopsida; Selaginellales; Selaginellaceae. The record is from RefSeq and is a predicted model, not a curated record. Gene Ontology annotation, molecular function: ATP binding; microtubule motor activity; microtubule binding. The coding region runs from base 666 to 1850 and encodes 394 amino acids. The transcript has 10 exons. Gene Ontology annotation, cellular component: kinesin complex; microtubule. Gene Ontology annotation, biological process: microtubule-based movement.
UUCGGGGGCCGUUUAACCGUUUCUUGGAGGAGCGCGGCGCUGGAGCUGGAAGUGGAGGCUGCGCCGCUGGAUGACGGUAAUCUUGCGAUCACCCAGCUGGAUUCACUGCUCUCGGCGCCUCAGAUCUUCGAGUUUAAGAAGAAUGUGCCUGGGACUGUGAGAUUUGAGACGGAUCAUCCGGCGGCGGCAACCGAAGGCGCCGCUGGGGUUUGGAGCUCAAUGGCGUCGCCGCCACCUAGAACAGGCACUCCAAACUCUUCGAAUUCGGGGAGUACUACUCCUGGCUCCUCUGGCGGCUCGCAAGCAGCUAGAAGUAGUAACAGCUCCGGCGAUGGCAGCCUCAAAGAGAAAGUGAAAGUUUGCGUGAGAAUGCGACCAUUCCACGAACACGAGAAGAUUUGCCCGCUGAAACAAGUGCUGUGCGUUCUGGGGAACAGGGUGAUUGUGAAAGAACACGUCCAUCCUCAGUGGCCGAAAUGCCAAGAGAAUGGACAUCUCCAGUUUAAGGUGGACUACGUGCAGGACGAUAGUUUCCUCCAAGCGCAUGUAAAGGACAAGAAAGAUGAGUCGCAGAAGAAGAUGUUUGAAGUUUGCGGGGUUCCAACCAUCGACAACGCGCUUGAAGGCUUCAACUCAACUGUAUUGCCGAGACCUCUUCAAGUCUAAUGGAAAGGAAUUCUUCUGCUUUAGCUGGCUGCUGUGCUGCUGCGGAAUGGUGGCGACUAACCCCUGGUUCUGCGUUGAUGCAGAUUCUGGCCUACGGACAAAUGGGAUCCGGGAAAACGUACAGCAUGACUGGCGACGGGACUCCUGAAGGUAGAGGACUUGUCCCGAGACUUGCCAGCGCUCUGAUGAGCAAACUAAGCUGGGAAUUGAAGAAUGGCUUUUGUUCGAUCGAGGUGAGCUAUCUCGAGAUUUAUCAAGAAAAAGUCCGGGACCUUCUAGCCUCGACAGUUAAGCCACCGACCUUGGUGGACUCUAUGUGCCUUCGUGCGGCUCCUCUGAGGUACUAUGAAAGAGCCGAUGACUUGUCCACGAGUGACUCUGAGAUAUCAGAGACGGACACAAGAGAGAGCGGGGGCUGUGGUGGUGGAGGGAUGGAAACAUACAGAAGGAUGGCUAUGCAAAGGCCGCCGGGAGCACCGUAUCAGUUCUCGUCCUUCUCUUUCAAUGCUCCCUCCCCGUGUGCAGCAAGGACGGAGUUUCUUCGAGUGAGGGAGCACCCCGUCACGGGACCGUAUGUAGAGGGGCUCCUGUGGAAAGAAGUUACAACGUGGUCAGACAUGGAGAAGUGUCUCAGGAUUGGCUCCUUGAACCGCAUCACAGGUGAUACGCAGCUCUACAAAAACUCUAGCCGCAGUCACACGCUCUUUACAAUCAAGAUCAUCAGGAGAAACCCCGAGAGCGUGGAGGGAAUGCCCGGUCAUUCUGUGUGCUACAUCAACCUCGUCGAUCUAGCAGGCAGCGAGAAAUUGCAAUGCAUACCAAUUGAGAGACGGGAGGAGUCAAGGCACAUCAAUCGUUCUCUCUCGCUGCUCAACGAAGUCAUCCUCAACCUGUCGAGGAGGAGUUUCGUAUCGUAUAGAAACUCGGCACUCACUUGGUUGCUAAGAGACUCUCUGGGUGGAAACAGCAAGACCUUCCUGGUCGCAAACAUCUCCCCAGCCGAGCAGGACUUUCAAGAGAGUGUGAGCACGCUUCGCUAUGCCUCAAAAGCAAACAGGAUACAGAGCGUCCUCACCGUCGGGAACGAUCCCAGGAAGCGAAUCAUCUACAAGAUGAACGAGGAAAUUCGCACCUUGAAUUCGCUUGUAUCGUCAUUGACAGAAAAGAACGAGGUGACAGCCUAAGCUAAGAGUCAGACGAGCACAGACUUGUCUCGCAAGAUGAGCCGCGCGAGAUGAAGAUCGAAGAGCUCACACCUGAUCGGCAUCUCCACCUCGUAGAAGGGAUUCUUGAGGACGUAGUCGGUGUAGAGCUCGUAGAUGGUUUUCAAGAGAGCCUCGAUCCCGAUGGCUCCUGAUUCCGCUACAACGAAGAACUUGGUCUCUGGCCAAGAAAUCCAUCUCGACAAUAAAUAAAAAAAGAGUUUUUCCAUCGCAGAAAA